AUGGCUCCUUCGAAGGUCAUCGGUCCAGCCACCAGAGCGAUUGCCAUGCCGAGGUCCCUUAAUGAGUCUCUCACUUCCCUCUCGCCCCCGGGAUCCUACGCUUCAUCGGCGAAGGAACCCACAGCGAGACAGGUGCUGGCUGCGGACGAGGGACCGGUUACGACCUACGCAUAUCAGGACAAGCUGCAGAAGCUACCCAUCCCGGACUUGGAGAAGACAUGUUGGAACUACCUGGAAGCUGUUAAGCCACUGCAGGCACAUAGGGAACAUGGGGAGACAAAGGCAGCUGUGCAAGAGUUUUUGAAGACGGAUGGCCCAGAGUUGCAGGAGAGGUUGAAGAAAUAUGCCAGUAGCAAGAGCAGUUACAUUGAGCAGUUUUGUGAGUUUUCUUCUGCCGCCAGGUCCAUCGUAGUGUGUACCGAGCUCUUGCUAAAGUUUUCUUAGGGUACGACUCUUACCUCAACUACGAUAAUCGUAAGUUUUCCUUUAGGAGUGUGGGGCGAACACCCGGGCUAACACCACCAUAGCUGUCGUUCUGAACUUGAAUCCAUUGUGGGCCACCUUCCCGAAACGCCUCUGAUCUAAUGCUGAACGGAUUUAGCUUUCUCUUGGAAGAUGAUCCUACGCCAGCAAGAAACAAUCAAGUCACUAGGGCAGCAUCUCUCGUCGUUUCCUCUCUCUCUUUCGUAAGGGCGCUGCGCAAGGAAGAGCUACCACCAGACGAAUUUCGUGGAACCCCGUUGUGCAUGGUAAGGCACCCCACAUGUGAAUUAUAUGAGACAGGAUUCUAGUCUCUUCCCUCAUGAAAUGAUCACAUGUGCUGAUAAAUCACGUGACAGUACCAAUAUCCCCGGAUUUUCAGCACGGCUCGGAUUCCCACGGAAAAUGGCUGUGUCAUGCAGUCUGACCCAGAUGCUCGUCACGUUGUUGUUAUGUGUCAUUCGCAGUUUUACUGGUUCGACGUCUUGGACGAUAACUCGGAUAUCAUCAUGGCCGAGAGGGAUGUCGCACAAAACCUCCAAGCUAUUGUUGACGAUGCAGCAACUACACCAAUUCAAGAAGCUGCCAAGUCCGCGGUUGGAGUACUUUCCACUGAGAAUCGGAGGGUUUGGGCAAGCUUGAGGGAGGUUUUGACCAGAGAUGGAAUGGACAGCAACAAUACCGAGUGCCUGAGGAUCGUCGAUACUGCCUUGUUUGUUCUUUGCCUCGAUUCAACAUCCCCUAAGAGCGGUGCUGAAUUGAGCAUGAACAUGCUUUGCGGGACGAAUGUCGUCGAGAAGGGCGUGCAGAUCGGUACAUGUACCAACCGUUGGUAUGACAAAUUGCAGAUCAUUGUUUGCAAGAAUGGAUCGGCUGGAAUCAAUUUUGAACACACAGGUGUCGACGGGCACACUGUCCUGAGAAUGGCAAGUGAUGUUUAUACCGAUACAAUCCUUCGGUUUGCCAGAACUAUCAAUGGUAAUGCUCCUAGCUUAUGGGCUUCCACUUCCCCUGACCCGAGAAAGCGUGAUCCGGCUAGCUUCGGCGAUGUUUGCACAACACCCCACAGACUUGAGUGGACUAUGGUCCCGGAACUCUCGCUCGCCCUUCGCUUCGCUGAGACUAGGUUGGCCGACUUGAUUCAGCAGAAUGAGUUUGAAGUCUUGGAAUUUGAGCAUUACGGAAAGAACUUUAUUACAUCUAUGGGCUUCUCCCCCGAUGCAUUUGUGCAGAUGGCGUUUCAGGCGGCGUACUAUGGGCUUUAUGGUAGGGUUGAGAGUACUUACGAGCCAGCCAUGACAAAGAUAUACUUGCACGGCCGCACCGAGGCGAUCAGAACCGUGUCAACAGAAUCUGUCGAUUUUGUACGAAAGUUUUGUGAGAACGCACCAGCCGCCGAGAAGCUCGAAGCGCUCAAGAAGGCUUGCCAAAAACAUACGGCAACAACAAGGGAGUGUGCGAAAGGAUUGGGUCAGGAUAGACACCUGUAUGCGUUGUUCUGCGUCUGGCAGAGAGGCCUGGAUGAGGAAUAUCAGUGUACCGAUGGUUCUCUCAACGGUAUGAGUAGCGAUGGAUACGAGUCCUCCCUAGCCGAAGGUAGCUAUGAGCAUAGCCCACCAAACCAAGGACACUCCAGAAGCUUCUCGGAUACUAGCUCAAUUUCUGGGUCUACUAGAGACCAGGGGCAGAAGCCUCCUCAGAAUAUCCCGAGUAUCUUCUCGGAUCCAGGAUGGGAUAAGAUUAAUAACACUAUUCUAAGCACCAGUAACUGCGGUAACCCUAGCCUGAGAUUGUUUGGAUUCGGACCUACUAGCGGUGAUGGCUUUGGUAUCGGAUACAUUAUUAAAGGCGAUAGCAUCUCCAUCUCGGUCAGCAGUAAACAUCGACAAACGAAGCGGUUCGUGGAUACCCUUCAAAGUUAUCUCUUGGAGGUGCGACACAUGCUCCGGCAGACCCAGCGCCACGCUGCUGCUUCUCCCGCCAGGACCCGGGCAAGGGGAAAUGAAGAUCAAACAAUUGAUCCAGCCCCCUUACCAUUGAUGACUACGAGGAUGAAGAGCCGUUCAGGAAGGGCGGUUGGAACAACUAGACAACCUGUUCGUGCUAGAGACGGUGACGAAAGUACUUCGACGACUAGUAGAGAGGAAAGUGAUGGGGAGGGAGGAAUGCUCGGUGGCUAUGGAUACUUUGAUUCUGGAAGUGUUAAGCACUUGCUCAAUAACGAAGUCCAUCGAAAGCCGGCACAGAAGGCUGCGUCAAGGAGGGCGGUUGGAAGAAAGCUGAGAUUGGUGGAGUAUUGAGAGCUCGUCUCUUUCGGGUAGUCAGCUGGGGGAGAAAUGUAUUCUAAUAAUUGCUGUAUGACUAUUGGGUUUGCAAUAUUCGGAGUAGGGGGUGGUGUGGAAUUUUGUUUCAUUGACGCAUUUUGUUUGCCUUAAGCGAAAUUGUUCCCUUUCCUUUGAUCAUUCGAUUUGUGUCAGCACACUUGCUAGAAGUGAAUGAUACCGCCUGUUUAGACUUUGUUUUGGUCAUUAUUAUAUACCUUUGGCAUCGGUCGAAACAUGUAUUGUGCUGGAAUGGAGUGGUUGCCCCCUAUUUCCUGUCAAAUGUGCGGAGGAGGGCCUUUUAAACCAUCUUUCUAUCACCGGCACUUGCGCUUAUUACAGUGUCAGUUGAAAGCUCUGGUAUCACGCGGGAAGGGUGAGAAGACUCUACUAAGCUGUGGCUAUAGAUUAAGGGCCUGUUUGGCGCAAGCAGUUCGUAAAUUGAAAAUAUAAUUUGU
Messenger RNA from Tuber aestivum (summer truffle), 3259 nucleotides. NCBI's taxonomy places the organism in Eukaryota, Fungi, Ascomycota, Pezizomycetes, Pezizales, Tuberaceae. The record is from the annotation of a GenBank genome assembly.